Molecule: messenger RNA, 330 nt
Organism: Caenorhabditis remanei
Lineage: Eukaryota; Metazoa; Nematoda; Chromadorea; Rhabditida; Rhabditidae
Exons: 1
Coding region: 1-330 (109 amino acids)
Source: RefSeq, a predicted model, not a curated record
AUGUUAUUCGUCAAUAGUGAAAAAGUCUAUUUCCGCCGUCCAACAACUCAAAAACAAUUCAACCGAUUCACCAAACAUUGGAUCCGUGGGUCUAAUCCAAGACUUCGAGACAUGUCUCUAUCAAUCGAUAAUUCGGCGAGCAGAGAUGCUCUUCUGAAAGGUAUUCAUUGUGUUGAUGUGCCAGAAGAAGAGCAAGAAGAAAUCUGUCGUAAACACAAAACUGUCAGUGAUGACAUGGUUAAGAUCAGACGGAACGACGGGACACCUGCUGUGAUUGCGACCACGGAUUUCAAUAAUGUUCUUCAUAUCCGUUUCCUCGUCUUUUACUAA